GAAAAGAUAAAAAAAAAAGGUUAAAAUAACACGUCGGUUUGUUAAUAAUAAAACGAGUGUUAAUAACGCGAGUGACCGAUUAAUCGACUUCACUUGCCAGAAACGAUUAACUAAUUCGAGUCUAUCGAAAAUUGCCAAGUUGCCAACACCGGUAGAUUCUUGUCAACCCUGGAGGAUGUGCCGAUCUGCAUGCAUGGUGAAUUUAAAAGGAGCGAUCGGGGCGAACGAGUUAACCGACAAACAGUCCGGUCUUUACCGAGCUUUACUUGCAGAAUUUCUUGGUACAAUGCUGUUAAAUUUCUUCGGUUGUGGAUCGGUCGUAACGAAAAAUGUUGUGGCGAUAAGUCUUGCAUUUGGUUUGACCGUGGCUGCAGCAAUACAAUCGAUAGGGCACGUUUCCGGUGGUCACGUCAAUCCUGCUGUUACGUUUGGUUUAAUGAUCAUCGGAAAGGUACCGAUAGUUCGUGGAAUCCUUUACGUUUUAGCUCAAAGUGCAGGUGCUAUUGCUGGCUCAGCCGUAUUAAGGGCACUUUCAGCUGAAAGUAUGGAAGUCAGUCUCGGCGUGGUAUCCCUUGCAGAUGGGGUUACACCAGUUCAAGGUCUGGGAAUUGAAUUUUUUCUGGCAUUGAUACUGGUUAUGGUAGUCUGCGGUGCUUGCGACGGUGCGAAACCUGACAGUAAAGGAAUAGCACCAUUGCUGAUUGGACUUUCUGUUACCGUCGGACAUUUAGUUGGUGUUCCACGAACAGGUGCUGGAAUGAAUCCAGCUCGAUCAUUAGGAAGUUCUGUUGUUAUGGGUGCAUUCGAUGAUCAUUGGUUAUAUUGGGUUGGUCCUAUUCUGGGUGGACUUGCUGGGGGUUUGAUUUAUACUCAUGCUGUUGGUCCAGCAAAGAAAGAAGAUAUAUCUACGAGGCAAUAUGCGACCGUAGCCAUGGAAGAGAAAGAGAGGUUCGAGUACAUAGACAGCGGAAGAGGAGGACUCUAAACAACAAAUCGAGAGAGAACAGAAAAAAAGAAACAGAAAAAAAAAAUAGAAAAAAGCGAUACGUCAAAAAAGAAAAAAAAAUAUACACAAAAGAUAAUGAAUAUAACAAAAAAUAAAUAAAUAAAUAAAUAAACAAAUGAAUAAUGAUAAGAAAAAAAGAAAUGAAAACAAAAAAAGAAGAUAAUCGAGAUCAAUGAUAAAAAUACGAAAAACAUUGUUUUACAGCUCCAGAAUCUUACCGGAAGGAAGAACGUCCAUCCCGCUUGAGCAUCACUAAUUUAAUCAACUACUCUCAUGCCAAUUUACUAAACUCUUCCUUCUUUUUGUUUUUUUAUUAUUUAAUUUUUUUUUUUUUUAUACUCGCUGCCUUGAAAAACUAUCGACACGAACAAAUGAAGAUAUUGGGUUAACUGGUUAACUGCAUGUAAUAAUAAUCGUACGGAAUGACUCAUUGUGUAUGUGUAUGUAUAUAUAUAUAUAUAUAUAUAUAUAUAUAUAUAUAUAUAUAUAUAUAUAUAUAUUAUACAUAUAUAUAAUCCUUCGAAACUUACGAAUUAAUCGUAUCUAUUUCUUAUCUGACAUUUUGGGAAAAUUGAUAACAAUCGAGAGUUUACUAAUAUAAUAAUUUUGUAGGAAAAGAAGAAAUAAAAAAUCUAAAAAAAAGAGAACACUUAGACAGGCCAAAGACGAUUAACUAUAUAAUUAUGAAAUGCAUAUUGACACACUUGCGACAAUUUAGUUUUCACGAAUUAUAAUUUCGUUAAUUGUUAAUUAAUAAUCUCGAAUUAUCGUAUUACGGUUCUGUCCGCACACUCAACGCAUAUCCCAUGCCACGACUUAUCUAACGGCAUUGACGACAAUCAAAGAAAAACGAAAAUUAAAAAAAAAGAAUAAAAAAAUUAAAAAAAAAAAGAAAAAUAAGAAAAAGAAAAGAGAGAAAAAAAAAACGAUUUCGCCAAAC
Messenger RNA from Vespula vulgaris, 1946 nucleotides. Its product is annotated as aquaporin AQPAn.G. Lineage: Eukaryota; Metazoa; Arthropoda; Insecta; Hymenoptera; Vespidae. Gene Ontology annotation, molecular function: water channel activity. The transcript has 5 exons. Bases 176 to 985 code for a protein of 269 amino acids. Gene Ontology annotation, cellular component: plasma membrane. Gene Ontology annotation, biological process: transmembrane transport. The record is from RefSeq and is a predicted model, not a curated record.